CCUUCUUUUCCCCUUCUUCCUUCUUCCUUCUCUCUCUCUAUCCCACCAGCUUUUUCUGGUGAUCCCUCUGCACUCUCUCUUUCACUGUCUCUUUCUCUUCUCGGUCCAAUUCUUCGUACCUUUUUUGAGGGCAUUCAAUUUCCAAUUCCAUUUUUUCUUCUUCCAAAAACUACAAAGAGAAAAGAAGCAAAAUUCCGAACUUUUUCAAUCUUCCACCAUGACUGUGAUGACUCCUGCUCCUAUCGAUCGGCCAGAGGACGAGGAGAUGCUCGUCCCACACUCGGAUUUGGCUGAGAACAAUCACCAACCCAUGGACGUUGUAGCACAAACAGAAACUGCUAACAGUGUGGACAAUCAGCUGGUGGAGGAUCCUCCAUCAUCGAGAUUCACAUGGAGAAUUGAUAACUUCUCCAGGUUGAAUGUGAAGAAGCUUUAUUCAGAAUUUUUUGUCGUCGGUGGCUAUAAAUGGCGCGUGCUUAUUUUUCCCAAGGGAAACAAUGUGGACCAUUUGUCGAUGUACUUGGAUGUAGCAGAUUCAGCAAAUUUGCCAUAUGGGUGGAGUAGGUAUGCCCAUUUUAGCUUGGGAGUGAUCAAUCAGAUUCAUAACAAGUAUUCUGUGAGAAAAGAUACACAACACCAGUUUAAUGCUCGAGAAAGUGAUUGGGGUUUCACAUCCUUCAUGCCUCUUAGUGAACUAUAUGAUCCUAGUAGAGGAUAUCUUGUAAAUGAUACUCUUAUAGUUGAAGCUGAGGUUCUUGUUCGUAAAGUUGUGGAUUAUUGGACAUAUGACUCAAAGAAGGAGACCGGUUAUGUUGGGCUUAAGAACCAAGGAGCAACAUGUUACAUGAACUCCCUCCUUCAAACAUUGUAUCAUAUUCCUUAUUUCAGGAAGGCUGUUUAUCAUAUGCCAACAACUGAGAAUGAUUUGCCAUCAGCAAGCAUUCCUUUGGCAUUGCAGAGUUUAUUUUACAAGCUUCAGUACAGUGACAAUAGUGUUGCAACAAAAGAGCUGACCAAGUCUUUUGGAUGGGACACAUAUGAUUCUUUUAUGCAGCACGAUGUUCAAGAACUUAAUAGGGUUUUAAGUGAAAAACUAGAAGACAAGAUGAAGGGAACUGUUGUAGAGGGAACUAUACAGAAGUUAUUUGAAGGGCACCAUAUGAAUUAUAUCGAGUGCAUCAAUGUAGAUUACAAAUCUACAAGAAAGGAGUCAUUUUAUGACCUUCAGCUUGAUGUCAAAGGCUGCCGUGAUGUUUAUGCUUCGUUUGAUAAAUAUGUAGAAGUUGAGCGUCUUGAGGGUGACAACAAAUACCAUGCUGAACAAUUUGGACUGCAGGAUGCUAAGAAGGGUGUGCUGUUCAUUGACUUUCCUCCCGUUCUUCAACUUCAGUUGAAACGAUUUGAGUAUGACUUUAUGCGGGACACUAUGGUGAAGAUUAAUGACCGUUAUGAAUUCCCAAUGCAACUUGACCUUGAUAGGGAGAAUGGUAAAUAUUUAUCUCCUGAUGCCGAUAGGAGUGUCCGCAAUCUUUACACACUUCACAGUGUAUUGGUACACAGUGGUGGGGUGCAUGGUGGACAUUAUUAUGCCUUUAUCAGGCCAACCCUAUCUGAACAGUGGUACAAAUUUGAUGAUGAGAGGGUAACAAAAGAGGAUAUGAAGAGGGCACUAGAGGAGCAGUAUGGUGGUGAGGAAGAGUUACCGCAGACGAAUCCUGGAUUUAAUAAUACUCCUUUCAAAUUUACAAAAUACUCAAAUGCAUACAUGCUGGUAUAUAUUCGUGAAAGCGACAUGGAUAAAAUAAUUUGCAAUGUGGAUGAGAAGGACAUUGCUGAGCAUCUUAGGGAGAGGUUGAAGAAAGAGCAAGAAGAAAAGGAGCACAAGAAGAAAGAAAAAGCAGAGGCACAUCUGUAUACUAUUAUAAAGGUUGCCCGAAAUGAGGACCUUGUGGAGCAAAUUGGAAAGGAUGUAUAUUUUGAUCUUGUGGAUCAUGACAAAGUUAGGAGUUUUCGUAUUCAAAAGCAAAUGCCAUUUAACCUUUUUAAGGAGGAGGUUGCAAAAGAAUUUUGUAUUCCUGUGCAAUUUCAGCGCUUUUGGCUGUGGGCAAAGCGUCAAAACCAUACCUAUCGUCCAAACCGGCCUUUGACACCCAUGGAGGAAACACAAUCAGUUGGACAAUUGAGGGAAGUGUCUAAUAAGGUUCACAAUGCAGAAUUAAAAUUGUUUCUAGAAAUGGAACUUGGGCUGGACUUACGCCCUGUUGCUCCAUCUGACAAGACAAAGGAUGAUAUAUUGCUUUUCUUCAAGCUCUAUGAUCCAGAGAAAGAAGAACUACGUUAUGUUGGAAGACUUUUUGUGAGGAGUACCGGUACUCCUGUUGACAUUUUAACAAAAUUGAAUGAAAUGGCUGGCUAUGCCCCUGAUGAAGAAAUCGAUCUUUAUGAGGAAAUUAAGUUUGAGCCCACUGUAAUGUGUGAACCAAUUGAUAAGAAAUACACAUUUCGAGCUAGCCAGCUUGAAGAUGGAGACAUUGUUUGCUUUCAAAAAUCCCCUCCAAUUGAAAAUGACAAGCAGUUCCGGUAUCCGGAUGUUCCUUCGUUUUUGGACUAUGUACAUAAUCGCCAAGUUGUUCACUUUCGGUCACUCGAUAAACCCAAAGAAGAUGAUUUCUGUCUGGAAAUGUCAAAACUUUAUACUUAUGAUGAUGUUGUCGAACGAGUAGCUCAACAACUUAGUUUGGAUGAUCCAUCCAAAAUCAGACUUACAUCACAUAAUUGUUAUUCUCAACAGCCCAAACCCCAGCCUAUUAAAUAUCGUGGGUUGGAACGUUUGUCUGAUAUGCUAGUCCACUACAAUCAGACUUCAGAUAUAUUAUACUACGAAGUUCUAGACAUUCCUCUUCCAGAAUUACAAGGUUUGAAAACUCUGAAGGUUGCAUUCCAUUAUGCUACUAAGGAUGAAGUGAUUGUUCAUACUAUAAGACUGCCAAAACAGAGCACUGUAGGAGAUGUUAUUUGUGAUCUUAAAACAAAGGUUGAAUUAUCUCAUCCUGAUGCUGAACUUAGGUUGCUUGAAGUUUUUUAUCACAAGAUAUACAAGGUUUUCCCCCACAAUGAAAAGAUUGAGAACAUAAAUGACCAAUACUGGACGUUAAGGGCUGAAGAGAUACCUGAGGAAGAGAAAAAUCUUAGUCCACAAGACCGAGUCAUUCAUGUCUACCAUUUUACUAAAGACACAACUCAGAACCAAAUGCAAAUUCAAAACUUUGGUGAACCUUUUUUCUUUGUCAUACAUGAGGGUGAAACUUUGGCUGAGAUUAAAGUUCGAAUCCAAAAGAAACUACAGGUUCCAGAUGAGGAGUUUGCCAAGUGGAAGUUCGCAUUUCUUUCAUUAGGUCGUCCAGAGUACCUUCAGGACUAUGACGUUGUGUCUAAUCGUUUUCAGAGAAGAGACGUUUAUGGUGCCUGGGAGCAAUAUCUUGGACUGGAACACUCUGAUAGUGCUCCUAAAAGAGCGUAUACAGCUAACCAGAAUCGUCACAAUUUUGAGAAGCCAGUAAAAAUCUACAACUAGGAAAUAGAAUGAGAUAGAUGAAUUUUUUGAUGGCAUUAAAUGAAAUAUCAGAAUUUUCCACAUGAUAUGGCUGCAAAAUGUGGAACAACGAUGAAAGGUGACCUUAAUGCCCUCAAAUGAAGUCAGCAUUUUGAGAUGUCAUAAAGUUUUGGUGGUUGUAAUUAUUUAUCCUGAUCUGAUGGGGGUAAAGAGACUUCACUAAAUUAGUGUGUAUUUUCAACAAUUGAAAAACACCCCUCUUGAGCUUUUACAACGUUUUCUAAUGGAGGUUCCUCUUUGGGUAACAAGUCAUUGUUCUCCAUCUCCUGUUCAAUGCAGUGUAAACGGUACAUAAAUGAGGCUUUUGGAGUUUGGACUCGUGAGAGAAUGUAUAGAGGGUAUAGUUUGUUGACUUUUGUUUUGAUUUUUGUUUGUGUUUGCUUCAUUUUAACAAAAUAUUGGGGGGGUGUCACAAUUAGAUAGUUGUAAAAGAUACUGAUCAGGCUUUGCCUUUGAAAUUACCAUAACAACUUUUUCUUUC
Ziziphus jujuba (common jujube) is the source of this 4094-nucleotide messenger RNA. RefSeq names its product ubiquitin C-terminal hydrolase 12. Lineage: Eukaryota; Viridiplantae; Streptophyta; Magnoliopsida; Rosales; Rhamnaceae. Gene Ontology annotation, molecular function: cysteine-type endopeptidase activity; cysteine-type deubiquitinase activity; protein binding. The transcript is spliced from 32 exons. The record is from RefSeq and is a predicted model, not a curated record. The coding region runs from base 218 to 3574 and encodes 1118 amino acids. Gene Ontology annotation, cellular component: cytosol; nucleus. Gene Ontology annotation, biological process: protein deubiquitination; regulation of protein stability.